AUAGAACAGUUUCCAGAGGAUUCAUGUCCCUUUGGGGUGUUUAAUGGAACUGUAGAGAGAAUGGUGUCAGCGUCCAGAAAACACCGAUGAGGAAGCCCGCGUCCACCGCUCUUUACAAAGAAAAGCAGGGAUUUUGUAUCCAGUAACAUCUUUUUUUCCCGCUGUUAGAGGGACAUCAAAAUCAGAUCCCAUCAGGGAAACUGGCUCAAAGACUUGCCAUGAAGUGCCCUGGACCUCCAGAGAGCUCGAGACUUGCCUUCUUCCUGGAAAAUGCCUUAGCCAGAGAGACUCAGAUUUGGAAAGUGCCAGCUUUCCAGAAUUUCACCCUGAAGGGCACAGAUAUCUCUCUGUCGUGUUACAAGAAAGCAAUUCUCUGGAUUGCAGAAAUAAGCUCUCAGUUCCAGUUUUACCCUGAAACAUUUGCCUUAGCUACCAGCAUCCUUAACCGGUUAUUGGCAUCAGUAAAGGCCCAAUUAAAAUAUCUUCAGUGCAUAGCAGUUUCCUGCCUCAUCCUUGCAGCAAAAACCAAUGAAGAAGAUGAGGUAAUACCAUCGGUGAAGAUGCUCGCAGUGCAGAGUGGCUGUAAAUGCUCUCCAGCUGAGAUCUUAAGAAUGGAAAGAAUUAUACUAGAUAAGCUUCAUUGGGAUCUUUACACAGCAACACCAAUGGAUUUCUUAAACAUUUUCCAUGCCAUGGUGAUGUCCAGCUGGCCCCACCUACUACAUGGGCUGCCUCAGAUGAAUCCUUCCCGCCAUGUUGCGUUCUUGACCAAACAGCUACAGCACUGUAUGGCGUGCCACCAGCUAUUGCAGUUUAAGGGCUCCACAUUGGCUUUGGUGAUCAUCACCUUGGAGCUGGAGAGGCUGACUCCUGAUUGGUUUCCUGUUAUUACUGAUCUGCUAAAAAAAGCACAGGUUAACAGCACCGAAUUCAUCCACUGCAAAGAGCUUGCGGAUCAAAAGCUAACACACUUGCAGCCAUCCAAUGCUGUUUAUAUUUUCUAUCCCAUCAGUCAAGCCAUCGGGGGCCAUCCCAAGGCAAGGCUGCCCUACCACGGCCCUUCUGGACCGAAGAAUUCCCAUCACGUGAGGCUGAGGGUCGCUGUAAGCCAGCCCGUUUUAGCACCUUACACACCUACUGCAGCCCAAAUUCCCGAUGACACCAUGGAGACUGAUGAAUACUGUGAUGGAUUCAGACACCUGUACAGGGAGGAUGGGGGAGCGAGCAGUGGGAGGGUGAGGAUGAGUGGCUCGUGCCCUCAGCCGAGGCCUGGAGAAGGCAGCUCCCCGUGUCCCCCCUUGCAGCCACCUGAGAGGGACUAGUGGGGAAUUACUGCCUCGGAAGCAGCAACGGCAGAACCAGUAGGUCCCAGCGAACAGAACAGCCAACACGACAGAGCAAAAUGCUGCUGGGUUUUUCAGAGGAGAAUGACAAAUUGGUCUGAAUCUAUUUUUUACAUCCUUCCUAAGCAGUGUGUGCUCUCCCUCAGUUUUUAACAUCACGUCACUACAGAAAGCUGGGGAGAGGAGGGACUUGGUCACAAUCUUGCAACUCAGGGAUCAAGUUGGCAGAAGGCUACAAACUGCACUAGAGAGAACCAAACGUCUCAGAGUUUACUUUUUAAAAAUAGCUGUGAUGAAGUGUGACGGAUUGAGCCUGUCACCCAGCUCACUCCAGUGUUCUCUUACUAGAGCUAAUCUGACUUGCCCCAUGGGAGAGCAAACAGGAGCUGCUUUCGAGGAAGGGGGAGCUCCCACUGCUGCCUCCAUUGGUGUAGUCCUCAGGUGGAACCAAGGUUUUGAUUUGAGUAGUGAGAAGUCCGAGAACCAAACCUUCCAGUUGUUCUUCAGGCCUUACCCUGGAAUCCAGGGGUCUGAGGUCUGUGCUCCUUCCCGGUUAAGCCAUUAAAGACCCAACCCCACUUCCUACAAGCUGUGGGAAAUCACUUCUUGUCCGCAAUCACUGUUGCCUCCAGCCCUCACCAACCAGUCCAUGCCAUUAGGGUUUUUUUUUAAAUUUAUUCUGUUUUACCAGACUGGACAAUACAAAAUGCCUUUAAUUAAUUCCCACUAUCAUCACCACAUUAGUUUUUAUUAACUGCUAAUCUCCAUAGCAAAGCAGUUUUUACAAACUACCAAGGUCAGUUUAAACCUCUAUUGCACUUUCAAAAAUCAGCCUUACAUAUUCUUUUAAAAUAAGUGUUUUCUUACUUUUUGUUUUGUUUUAAACAAUAGGGCCAGCAGUUUCAGGUGACUGUUAUCCCCAUUUGAAGGUGUAAUCCAGGCAGUGCUGGAUGAAUACCACCACCAGAGCUGCAGGUCCUGUCACAGAACAGGAAGGGGUUUCAGAUGGACUGGCACCAGCUAAAUGCUGAGCAGGUGUCUCAUGUAACAACACGGGGUAAAUAAAUAGGGGACAGGAAUGAGACAGGAGCAAGGAGGCCCUCACAGUUUCUGGCCUGCCUUCCCUUGUUCAUCAUCUUACCUUGUAGGAGAGGAAUUCCUGAACAUCAAACUGUGCAGGACCGAUGUCCUGAGCAGCUCCAUUAACAAAUAACACUUUCCUGAAGUAUUACGUUUGCCAGAACUGGCACUGAGAACAGAGCAAGCUUUGUAUGUGUGCAGGGAGAAAGCCAUGCUUUUCUUUUUAAACCGCAGAGAAAGUGGUGCCUAAGCGUUCCAGAAACAUUCAGUAUCAGAGACUUAGUACGGAUGACAGCAGAUGUGACUCGAACCUGCAGUGAAGCCGAAGGAGGUCCCAUGAGGCAAGUCAGAGCUGCCGCACACUGUGAACGCUGUGCUGCGCGGGGAGCCUCUGCCCCGGCCAGGGGAUGCGCCAGAGCAGGACCUGGCGCCCAGAUUUAGACCAGCUGAGGUUUACGAGGUGCCCGCGCAGCCGAGGGCCAGGCAGCGGCACGUGUGGGAGAUGUUAUUUAUUCGUCCUGCCUACGUACCGCAGAGAAGGUUUCGUUUCGUGGUAGGGCUCUUCCCUCCCCCCAGUGCAGCACCUUCCUUUUCUAUCACAAGCUGUGACUUGACUGCCUGACUUUUUGAAGGAGGCAAGUUGUCUUUUGUAGUUUUCAUUAAAUAAAAUACAAGUUUGGUCUGCGCGUUCUCAGCGUGCUCCCUGAGGAGUCCAGCCAAGAGCCCACAAAGGUCCCCGCAGGAAGCUGGGGCGCGUCUGGUUCUGCUUUCCCUCCCAUCCCUUUGCUGUAUCUCAAGCAUCUUUACCAGCUGCGUUAACCAGUGGGGAUGCCAGCAAAAACCCUCUACACACAGUAAUUAACGUGCUGCAACUUUAUACCACCACAACCAUAGCUCAUGCUUUUCCCCCAGCUUUGAGCCGACAUACGUAGUUUCUCACCCAUAAGCUGGAUGACACAUUAAAAGCCACAAACGAACCUGCUUUUCAAAACCUCUGCACACCUAUAUGAUCAACGUUCAAAAGUGUGCAUUAACAGGGGGUCAAGUCAGCGCUGCUGAAAGGCCCACCAGGGUCCCGUGUUCCCAGUCUGGGUGCAAGAUGCCAUACUGGGAUGGGAACAGUAAAUCUGGAGGCUGCCCGCCCUCCCAGGAUAUGCUGCUUCUCCCUGGCAGCACAGGUCCUUUCUGCACACCUAUUCCAGUUAGGAUAAAGGAACGAACACUUCUGCCUUGGCCUCAGCAGGUUAAAAGUGCCACUUACCUUUGCAUUAAGAACGGCGCUUCCUGCCCUAAAGAACAAACCGCAAGCUACAGGAUGAAGCUGCUGUUGCAGUGGGAUCGUUCUUGCUACGGAAGGAGCAUUUUCAAUAGGAAGAGCUGCACAGAUUCCCUUUUUACUGGCAGAACGGAGUCUGUGGCUGUCAGCAUCUCCCCCCUUACUGGCUGUACGAGUGACAAGACAAACGCCCCGCACACCCAGGUGACAGCAGUAAUGGGAGCAAUCCUUUUCCCCAGCUGAGUUUCCCAGAUGAUGACUGUGUGGCUUCUCUGCCUGCUUGGAUUGCGCGUGGCACACGGCUGCAGACACAAGUUUAUUCUAACCUGCAGCUAAGCUCAUCGCUGUGGGUCCCAUAGCCACUUUGCUACACACCCGUUACUGGUGAGGAAGUGCCAGAUUCAGCUGGCAGAGCGAGUGCUGGCAGAGAUCUGACGCAUUCAGGGCUAGUUCUGUGAGGAUUGUUGUUUUGGGGAACAUACUUGGUCCCUGUAAAACUCCAGAGAAUGUUCACAGAGUAUGUUCAAAGAGCUCUUACGGUGCCUCAUCUUGUCCUGGUCAGGAGGGGCUGCUGCCUCCCUCCCUCCAAGCAGGAGCACGGCACAGCUCCCCAUCCCGGGCUCUGGCCCUCCGCAGGGAAGCGAGGGCUGGUUUCUGUCAGCAAUGGCAGGAUCCCUUCCCGGAAGGCGCCUCGGCCAGGUGAAGCACCCAGACCCCCUGUGCUGUUGCCUUACUUCAGGCCAAAUUUCUAGAUCAUAGAAUUGUUCAGGUUGGAAAAGCCCUUUAAGCUCACCAAGCCCAACCA
This is a messenger RNA of Egretta garzetta (little egret), 4504 nucleotides long. It is a transcript of the gene CCNI2, whose product is annotated as cyclin I family member 2. The coding region runs from base 219 to 1322 and encodes 367 amino acids. NCBI's taxonomy places the organism in Eukaryota, Metazoa, Chordata, Aves, Pelecaniformes, Ardeidae. The record is from RefSeq and is a predicted model, not a curated record. The transcript has 7 exons. Gene Ontology annotation, biological process: mitotic cell cycle phase transition; regulation of cyclin-dependent protein serine/threonine kinase activity. Gene Ontology annotation, cellular component: nucleus; cyclin-dependent protein kinase holoenzyme complex; cytoplasm. Gene Ontology annotation, molecular function: cyclin-dependent protein serine/threonine kinase regulator activity.